GCUCCUCCGGGAGGAAAGGAGAAGGAGAGGCUCUGAGUGGAUCUCUUGAGAAGAGGGAGGUUUGAGGGUGGGGAACCCAAGGCAGGACUGAAGGCAGGUGGGGAACCGAGGCCUGGAGGCCCCGUUUAAAGGAGAGGCUUUGGGGCAAGGAAUGGGUUGGAGGAGUGACGUAGGAAGCCCCCAGCUCCUUGCCAUAGGCAAAGGACGCAUGCAGUUCCUUGGGCUGCCCUGUGUGGUAGUGAGGUCAUGGUUCCUGGAAUUAAAUGGGGAUGGCCAACUCAGAGUGUGUAAAGGGGGCUCUUGUGGUGGGUGAAAGUUAGUGGCCCCUUAAAUCACGUGGAGUCUGAGCAGCAUUGACCAUGUCCAUGCCAUGCACAGAGCAAUGGACAGCAAGAGAAAAGCCCUGAACAGCAGGAGAAAAGUUGGAAGAAACCACCCAGAUUUCCAUCACCUUCCCUUGGGGCUGAGUCUUGUGACUAAUAGGAGCCGCAGCAGCCGCCUCCACCCCAGCACAGAAGGAUCCUCUGCUGCCAACCUUUCCUCACUUUUGGAAAUGGCGGGUGAAAUCACAGAGACUGGGGAGCUCUAUUCUCCUUACGUUGGGCUGGUGUACAUGUUCAACCUCAUCGUGGGCACAGGUGCGCUCACCAUGCCCAAGGCCUUCGCCACUGCCGGGUGGCUUGUCAGCCUCAUCCUGCUGGUGUUCCUGGGCUUCAUGAGCUUCAUGACCACCACCUUCGUGAUGGAGGCCAUGGCAGCAGCCAAUGCACAGCUCCGCUGGAAGAGGAUGGAAAACCACAAGGAAGAGGAAGAAGACGACUCCUCCACAGGCUCAGACAGUGACGUUCUCAUCCAGGACAGCUAUGAGCGGGCAGAGAAACGGCCCAUCCUGUCUGUGCAGAGACGCGGAUCUCCCAACCUUUUUGAAAUCACAGACCGGGUGGAAAUGGGCCAGAUGGCCUCCAUGUUCUUCAAUAAAGUGGGGGUGAACCUGUUCUAUUUCUGCAUCAUCAUUUACCUGUAUGGGGACCUGGCCAUCUAUGCUGCGGCUGUGCCCUUCUCCCUCAUGCAGGUGACCUGCAGUGCCAUUGGCAACGACUCCUGCGGCGUGGAGGCAGACACCAAAUACAACGACACCGACCGGUGCUGGGGGCCCCUGCGUCGAGUGGACGCCUACCGCAUCUACUUGGCUGUCUUCACUCUCCUCCUCGGACCUUUCACCUUCUUUGAUGUCCAGAAGACCAAGUACCUGCAGAUCUUAACCUCUCUGAUGAGAUGGAUCGCCUUCGCCGUCAUGAUCGUGCUGGCGCUGGUCCGCAUCGCGCACGGCCACGGGGAGGGGCACCCGCCCCUGGCCGACCUCUCUGGGGUCCGAAACCUGUUCGGGGUGUGCGUGUACUCCUUCAUGUGCCAGCACUCGCUGCCGUCCCUCAUCACCCCCGUCUCCUCCAAGCGCCACCUCACGCGGCUGGUGUUCCUGGACUACGUGCUGAUCCUGGCCUUCUACGGCCUCCUCUCCUUCACCGCCAUCUUCUGCUUCCGCGGGGACAGCCUCAUGGACAUGUACACCCUCAACUUUGCGCGCUGCGACGUCGUGGGCCUGGCCGCCGUCCGCUUCUUCCUGGGCCUCUUCCCGGUCUUCACCAUCAGCACCAACUUCCCCAUCAUCGCCGUGACCCUGCGCAACAACUGGAAGACGCUCUUCCACCGCGAGGGCGGCACCUACCCGUGGGUGGUGGACCGUGUCGUGUUUCCCACCAUCACCCUCGUGCCCCCCGUGCUCGUGGCCUUCUGCACCCAUGACCUGGAGUCCUUGGUGGGCAUCACGGGGGCCUACGCGGGCACCGGCAUCCAGUACGUCAUCCCCGCCUUCCUGGUGUACCACUGCCGCAAGGACACCCAGCUGGCCUUCGGCUACGGGACCGUCAACAAGCACAGGUCCCCUUUCCGCCACACCUUCUGGGUGGGCUUCGUGCUGCUCUGGGCGCUCUCCUGCUUCAUCUUCGUCACAGCCAACAUCGUCCUCAGCGAGAGCAAGCUCUGACGGCGGGACGGUCUGGUGACGGCAGCCUCACUGCCCACAAAGCCAGGAUUUAGUGGCCUCCCAGGACUUCUUGGGGCAGGUGAGGCCCUGGCUCUCAGAGGGGACUCUCCGCCCAACCCGGGGGUCUUCUCUGCUCCCCAGACUCUGGCCAGUGUGCAUCUGGCCUCGCUCGCCGGGAGGUCUCCUCCCAGACCCUCCUGCCUGGGCGCACGCAGCUGCCCCCGCGGCCAGGACUCCUUAGCGGAAUCACCCCGUUUUACAACACACUCCACCCCACCGCCAGAGGCAGGCCCCUCCCCAUGAGGUGGGAGAUGCAGUGCUGGCACUGCCACCAUUUGUACCAGCCCCACGUCCCUUCCUGCUCCCUCCGCAGCCCCCUCCUCUGUCCUUGUCUGGAAAGUCUCUGCUAGCAGCUGCUGCCUCUUUGGAGGCAAGUCCCAGGCGCUAAGCAUCCUAACCGGCCUGCCUGUGAUGGGCAGGGCCACCCUUCCCGCCAGGCCUGGGAGUCACUAAGUGCCGCUCCUAGGAGAGGGCCUGGCUGGCCGUGAUGACAAAAGCAAGAAGUGCUAAUUGGGACCAGGGCCCAACCGGAGCUGUGAGGGCCCUUGCUGUGGGCGCCAGCUCCAGAGCCGCAGGCCGGAGGGAGCUCCCCUUCCACGGGAACACAGCAGCCUGUGAGCUGCGUUUAAAGCCCAGAGCCUGUGUCCCCGAAAGGGACCCGCUGCCCCACUGGAGCCCUCCGGUCUCUCUCAGCGUACGGGGCCGCUAGAGGGAAGCCACCCUCACCCAGCACCCUCAGUGGCUUGGGAGGGCCAUGGGCACGAGGCAGUGGGAGGGCCCAGGGCCCCCCCAUGCAGACGGUCUAGCUGCUCCCACUCCAGUGGCUCCCUUAGGAGCCAGGUGUGGGUGCUCAGUGUUCAUGCUCUUCAUGUCCUGUGGGUGACAUGGGGUUGGAUGGGGCACCCACCACCAUUCCCCAGCCACCUUCCCCUCACGCUCAUACACACACCUGGGACCAGCCUCUUCAGAAGCACAGGUGACUCAAAUGAACUCUGCAUUUUCAAUGUGCCUUCUCCUGCUUCAGGACCUGGGGUCCUUCCUGACCCUGCCUCGCUUGCCCCCAGCCCCGGGCCCACCCAUCCUGGAGCCGGGAGCUGCCUCUCCGGGGCGGGGUCUCAGGGCCCUGCCCCUCCCUCUCGAUUGCAGUGCCUUGCUUACCCUCCUGGGGAACCUCCCUGCGACCCUCCCCUGCAUCUCACUGUCUUCGGGCCUGGGACAGAGCAAUGAUGCCGGAUCUGCUGGGGACCCAGGUGGUCUCGGGGUCAGGGGACAUGUGGAAUUUGCAGGGAACAUGGGGGGACCCGCAGGCAGCCCGCCCUCCACCUCUGCCCUGGCAGUCGGAGCCUGAGAGCCCCUGAAUGGUGCAAUUGGCCGAUGACUUUCUCACUGUCGUCAUGCCUCGGCAGUUCUCACAGCUUGUCCCCACAUAUUAUUUUCCAUCACAGGAAAAGCAAAUGCCCCUCCCCCAUCUGCCAUUGUAGCUUCUUCCCAGGAAGCCCUGCAGGGUGGGCAGAGCCAGGGCGCCACAGUGGCAAGACUGGGCCAUGCCUGGAGCUGCCCAGCUGUUUGCUGAAAACUCAAAACAUCUGUAGUUACCAUUUGCCGAUUACGUUCCCUCUUGCUUAAGGACAAAGCAAAUUAAAUCAUCCCGCCGCCCCAGGCUCCAAACCAAAUUUUGGACUCUUAUUUAUUAGCAUCAUAAAGCCCAGGUUGAUUUAUGUGACUAUCUGGAGCCACACAGUGAUGGAGUCUAUGGCUGUGUCCCCCCUUCCCAGCCGGUGCAGCCCAGUCCUGGAGGGAAUUGGCCCAAGGUGACCACGCCAUAGACGCCAGGCUGGGCCUUCAGCACUGCCACCAUCUCGCUGCUCUGCUUCUGGUUCCUCUGCUGCCGGUCCUGCCACAUGUCAGAUGGGGUCACUUUGGAGUGCCACAGACAGCUGGGGGGCCUGGGGCCAGGAAUAGGGGUCCCCAACAGUGAGACAUUCCCAGGUGAUGCUGGCUCUGCACAGGCAUCAAGCACACUUAACUGCAACUGGUUUUAUGUCUGUGGUGAGGUGGGCAAGGCAGGUCGUGGUUUCCACUUAGCAGAUGGGUCAGUGGUGGGGAGGGCAGAAGAGGUUGCCAACCUGCCUUGUACAAGUGUCGCUCUGGAGGGGACCUUCACUCACAGCUCCACCCCACGUCAUCCCCCUGGGCUGCCCCACAUGUCCCCGAGAGCAGGCCAGGCCCAGGUGGGCAUGCGCGCCCCACCUCCCUCCUGCGAAGCACCACCUGGGCACCAGAGCCUGGUGCCGGCAGCUCCUGGCUGUGCCUCACCUGGGGCCGGAGUGGUGGCCUCUGGUUAUAGAUGGAGCAGAUGGCGGGUGACAGGCUGAGAGGCACUGCUGUGGGUGGAGGGUGCACAGUGGGCACUGUGCCGGGCCCCCAGCCACACAGCUGUUCCCACCACAGGGGGGCUGGGGCCAAAGCCAGAGCAGUGGGGCGCCGUGCCCCACCUCCUGGGAAACCAGCCCAGAGGGGCAGUGGCUGGCAGUGCUGGGCCCUGGGGAAGCGGAAGGCUGAGGCUUCACUUGUCCAGGAGGCAGAUUCUCGAGCAAGGCCGACUCGUGGUAAGGGCCACUGAAAAACUGGCUCCAGAGACCAAGAUCCAGGGCACAGCAGAGGGUUUGGGGUCCCUUCCCCCUGGGGCCCGUGGCAUCCAUUGCAGACUGCAGGAGUAGCGUCUGCUGAGGGCCGGUAUGUGCUGGGCACAGCACUGGGCACUUUCCAAGUGGACAAGCAGCCAGACCUGCUGCUUGCAGGCAGUGCACCUCUGUGACUCUCCCCGCUCAUUUGUAAAGUUGGUGACAGUAGCUGUGUCACUGACUGGUGGUGGGAAUUAAAGUACUGAGCUUAGUGCCCAGCACAAAAGUGCUCAAUAAAGCUAUUCUUUACUGA
Messenger RNA from Microcebus murinus (gray mouse lemur), 5041 nucleotides. NCBI's taxonomy places the organism in Eukaryota, Metazoa, Chordata, Mammalia, Primates, Cheirogaleidae. The record is from RefSeq and is a predicted model, not a curated record.